CCAGGUGUUAUAAACGCGGCAUAAAUAUCAGAUGUCGCAAUUUGAUGAUGUACAACUAAUUUCUUAUUGGUUGUUUUAGGGAGAAAUGGGCGGGUCUUUAGUUUGGGCACGCUGGAGGAGUUAGCAAUGUUAACUUAUGGUGAUGGCGUCGGAGGAUGAAGUCAGUCUUCUGGUCAUUGUUGUGGAUGUCAAUCCCAUAUGGUGGGGUCAGCAAGCUAAUCGAGAACCUCAGUUCACCUUGUCCAAGUGUCUGGAUGCAGUCAUGGUGAUGGGAAACUCCCACCUGGUCAUGACUAGGACCAACAAGCUGGCGAUAAUUGCCAGCCACUGUCAGGAAAGUCAUUUUCUGUAUCCUUGUAAGCUCUGGAAAUCUGGAGAUGGUCACGGGGAUGACAAUGCAUCAACAAGUGGGGAUGGCAAGUAUGAGCUAUUGUCAGUUGCCAAUGACUUCAUUGCAGAAGAGAUCAAGAAUCUCAUGUCAAGAACUGAAGUGAAGGGAAACCAGACAGACACACUAUUGGCGGGAUCACUUGCUAAAGCUCUCUGCUAUAUCCAUAGAGUUGCAAAGGAGCUGGAAGCCGGACAAGAAAUGAAGUCAAGGAUAUUGGUCGUUAAAGCAGCAGAAGACUGUGCCUUGCAAUACAUGAACUUCAUGAAUGUGAUCUUCGCUGCUCAGAAGCAGAGUAUCCUAAUAGACGCCUGUGUGUUGGACUCGGACUCAGGUCUCCUCCAGCAGGCCUGUGACAUAACUGGAGGAUUGUACUUGAAGAUACCACAGAAGAUUGCCUUGGCACAAUAUCUUCUGUGGGUAUUCCUGCCAGACUCCGACCAACGCUCCCAACUGGUGCUGCCACCUCCUGUACAUGUGGAUUACAGAGCAGCAUGCUUUUGCCACAGAAACCUCAUUGAGAUUGGUUAUGUCUGCUCAGUGUGUUUGUCAAUAUUCUGCAACUUCAGUCCCAUCUGCACAACGUGCGAGACUGCCUUCAAAAUUCCAUUGCCCCAGGUGGUGAAGUCAAAGAAGAAGAAACUCAAGCCAUCAACGUGACAUGCAAAUGAACACUGUACAUGGACCUUUGUUAUUGGAACGUUUUUUUUAAAAGAUUACCACGGUUUUCUUUUGGUAAGGUAUUACUGUAUUAUCACCCUCCUUGGUAAACCGCAGGUUAUGUCAAGAGGAAAUAUUGGUUUAGGCCAGGGAUGGCCACUAAUACAAGGAGGGCUUGUGUGGGUGCAGGUUUUUGUUUCAGGCAAGCAGUAACACACCUGAUUGAACUAAUCAAAAUAACAAAGGAACAAAAGCCUGCACAACACCACUACAACAGAGUUGGCCACCAUAAUGCUAAUGCUUGAUUCGUGACAUGUUUGAUUUGGAUACAAUGAUACCCGAGUUUCCCACUCAGACAGUAUCAGAAUAAACCAACGGGAAGCUCUACACAAAUAACCUAGGUACAUUUUUACUCUGAGGUUCCGAGUUUCCGUCAUGAAUCCACCAUAUGGCUCUCGGUUUAUGAUCACAAAAAAGAUAAUGGCUCCAAUUUUUUUUUAUUUUAUGUCACAUUUCACCAUUUUUUACAUGCAUGUUUUUGAUACUUUUAAAUACAGAAUUUGUUAAUCAAUAAAUCUGGCCUAAUAUUACUUAAUAUGAAUUCCUAUACAUUUUUGCAUCCACUCAUACCAACAUUCUGAAUUGUUUUUUUUUUUUUUACAAUACCCUCUUACCAUUUGUAAAGUGAAAACUAAUUCCAUAAAGAUUAAAUAAAAUGUUUUUCCUAGUGUCAA
Molecule: messenger RNA, 1782 nt
Organism: Oncorhynchus mykiss (rainbow trout)
Lineage: Eukaryota; Metazoa; Chordata; Actinopteri; Salmoniformes; Salmonidae
Gene: gtf2h3
Product: general transcription factor IIH subunit 3
Biological process (GO): nucleotide-excision repair; regulation of DNA-templated transcription
Cellular component (GO): transcription factor TFIIH holo complex; transcription factor TFIIH core complex
Source: RefSeq, a predicted model, not a curated record